This is a messenger RNA of Brachypodium distachyon (stiff brome), 2111 nucleotides long. Its product is annotated as heat shock 70 kDa protein BIP4. Gene Ontology annotation, cellular component: membrane; cytoplasm; nucleus. Gene Ontology annotation, molecular function: ATP hydrolysis activity; ATP binding; heat shock protein binding. Lineage: Eukaryota; Viridiplantae; Streptophyta; Magnoliopsida; Poales; Poaceae. Bases 48 to 2048 code for a protein of 666 amino acids. Gene Ontology annotation, biological process: protein refolding; cellular response to unfolded protein; endoplasmic reticulum unfolded protein response. The record is from RefSeq and is a predicted model, not a curated record. The transcript is spliced from 2 exons.
UCGACGACAGAAGAAAGGGAGGAUCGAUCAAACCGAUCGGCGGCACCAUGGCUCGUGCGACGUGGCUGCUGGGGCUGGUGCUCGCGGCAUUGCUCGUCGUGGCGUCGCCGGCGACGGGGGAGAAGGAACAAGCCGCGUCGACGGCGAAGAAGACGUCGUCGUCGUCCGGGCCGGUGAUAGGCAUCGACCUGGGCACGACCUACUCGUGCGUGGGCGUGUACCGCAACGGGCACGUGGAGAUCAUCGCCAACGACCAGGGUAACCGCAUCACGCCGUCCUGGGUGGCCUUCCCCGACUCCGGCGAGCGCCUCAUCGGCGAGGCCGCCAAGAACCAGGCCGCCUCCAACCCCAGCCGCACCGUCUACGACGCCAAGCGUCUCAUCGGCAGGCAGUUUAGCGACGUGGAGGUGCAGAAGGACAUGAAGCAUCUGCCGUACAAGAUCGUGGAGAAGCAGGGGAAGCCGCACGUAGAGCUGGAGGUGAAGGAUGGCGACGUGCGGGUGCUGAGCCCGGAGGAGGUGAGCGCCAUGGUGCUGACGCGGAUGAAGGAGACCGCGGAGGCGUACCUGGGCCACAAGGUCCGGGACGCGGUGAUCACCAUCCCGGCCUACUUCAACGACGCGCAGCGCCAGGCCACCAAGGACGCCGGCGCCAUCGCCGGCCUCAACGUCGUCCGCCUCAUCAACGAGCCCACCGCCGCCGCCAUCGCCUACGGCCUCGACAAGAUCAACGGCGCCAACAACGACAAGGAGAAGAACAUCCUCGUGUUCGACCUCGGCGGCGGCACCUUCGACGUGAGCGUGCUCGCCAUCGACAACGGCGUCUUCGAGGUGCUCGCCACCAACGGCGACACGCACCUCGGCGGCGAGGACUUCGACCAGCGCCUCAUGGACUACCUCAUCAAGCUCGUCAAGCGCAAGCACGGCAAGGACAUUGCUGGGGACGCCCGCGCGCUCAGCAAGCUCCGGCGCGAGAGCGAGCGUGCCAAGCGGGCGCUCAGCAACCAGCACCAGGUCCGCGUCGAGGUCGAGUCGCUCUUCGACGGCGUGGACCUGUCGGAGCCACUCACCAGGGCCAGGUUCGAGGAGCUCAACUCGGACCUCUUCCGCAAGACCAUGGCGCCCGUCAAGAAGGCCAUGGCGGACGCCGGGCUCGGCAAGGGCGACAUCGACGAGAUCGUGCUCGUGGGCGGCAGCACCAGGAUCCCCAGAAUUCAGCAGCUCCUCAAGGACUACUUCAACGGCAAGGAGCCCAGCAAAGGCGUCAACCCUGACGAGGCCGUGGCGUACGGCGCCGCCGUGCAGGGGAGCAUCGUGCGCGGCGACGUGGAGCAGCAGGUGGUGGUUCUGGACGUGACGCCGCUGACGCUCGGCAUCGAGACGGCCGGGGGCGUGAUGACGAGCCUGAUCCCCCGGAACACGGUGGUGCCGACGAGGAAGACGCAGGUGUUCAGCACGUACCAGGACAGGCAGACCACGGUGAGCAUCAAGGUGUUCGAGGGCGAGAGGGGCAUGACCAAGGACAACAAGCUGCUCGGCAAGUUCGACCUGACCGGCAUCGCGCCGGCGCCCAGGGGCGUGCCGCAGAUCGAGGUGACGUUCGAGGUGGACGUCAACGGCAUCCUCCACGUCAAGGCGGCCGACAAGGGCACGGGCAAGUCGGAGAAGAUCGAGAUCACCAGCGCCGCCGACCGCCGCAUCACGCAGGAGGAGAUCGACCGCAUGGUCCGCGAGGCGGAGGAGUUCGCCGAGGAGGAUAAGAAGGUGAGGGAGAAGGUCGAUGCGCGGAACAAGCUGGAGGCGUACGUGUACAACGUCCGGACCACGGUGGAUGGCGAGGCCGGCAAGGGGAUGGACGGCGGCGACAAGGAGAGGGUCCAGGAGGCGGCGAGGGAGGCCAACGAGUGGCUCGACGCCAAUCCGGACGCUGACAAGGACGACUAUGUGGAGAAGCUCAAGGAGCUGGAGGAUGUCUGCAACUCCGUCUUCGCCGCCACUCGAGGUGGCCACGAGGACGGUGCCGAGGACGACGACCACGAUGAACUUUAAUAAACUUUAGUUUUUAUAUAUUACUAGUGAUACUAUUAACCAAGUAAGCAUGUUUUCUGUUUU